Molecule: messenger RNA, 1932 nt
Organism: Penicillium olsonii
Lineage: Eukaryota; Fungi; Ascomycota; Eurotiomycetes; Eurotiales; Aspergillaceae
Source: the annotation of a GenBank genome assembly
AUGGUCGCACUCCUCGAUCUUCCGGUUGAAAUCAUACUUCUGAUUGCCGGUUCCUUGCUAUGUCAUGAAAAAGUCGAGGGCAGCUUCGUCGGCCCACAGCGCGAUUUGAACUCCCUUCUCCAGACAAACAAACGGCUAUAUAAUCUUUUCCAAGACGAGCUCUACGAACUAAACGUCAGAUACCAAAGACAGACAGCGCUUGCAUUCAGCGCAUACCACGGCAAUAGAACCAUCGCCGAAAAGACUUUAGGCAUCGACAAGUCGAAGCUUUCAUUAUCGAUACCAAGCUGGAGUUGGUCACGGAAUCCAAAUACCACCCACGAGCCAAUAUGCUGGGCUGCCCAGGGUGGCCAGACAGCCAUGAUCCAAUUUCUCCGCGACUCAGGAGCUAAGUUGCAGCCCGAUGUGCUGGAAAUUGGCAGAUGCGAGUGUGAAACAGGGCUUUUGGGCCAAGCGGCAAAGAAUGGUCACUUGCAAACAAUGAAAGAUCUUAUUGCGAUGGGGCUGAAGAUUGAAAGUCGGAGGGAGGUCAAGCACCAAAGACCCGAGAGACGCUAUGUCACGCCGCUGCGCAUGGCAGCUGAAAACGGCCACAAGCAGUGCAUUGAUUUCAUUCUCGAUAAUGGGCCGUAUAGGGAAUUCCAGCGCAAAGACUAUGUGCAUAGAAUCGCCCUGAUUAUCCCGGGGACCGUGAGCCCACCAACAGAAGUGAAACACGACCCAUUCGAGUCUGCAUUAUAUCUUCUCAAACAGAGUCAACUCACCGAAAAGAGAGACUUCUGUCGGUGCAUUGCGGACGCUGCGUUUGCGAUCUACAAAAGCCCCGAUAAACUCAGGGAGACACUCCAAAGACCCGGGAAUUUCGAGCUUUACGCAGAUAUGCUUCUCUACCUGGGAGUAAUGAGUGGGCAUGUGGACCUACUCGAUUUCAUGAUAGAAUUGGGUGUUUCUAUCGAAACACGUUUUCGAGGAGGCCACACCCCGCUAUGUCUGGCAGCACUAGAGGGUGGCCCCGACGUUGCAGCCCGGCUUCUAGAUCUAGGCGCAAAUAUAAAUGCCAGGAACAACAAGGACCAAUCACCAUUCUUUUUGGCAACCCUUUCACGAUCUUUGGGUGUCAUGGAAGUGCUUUUGAGUCACGGCGCUGAUCUCAACGCUACUUCAACCAGAUGCGGAAUCGUCCAGACACCACUUUGGCGAGCGGUGGCUGACCAUGAUCGUCCUUUCACGCGCAGGCGAAAUAUAAAUUCACCCAAACGCGCCGGCCGGCCCUAUACAAACACUCUCGUGGAGUUCCUUUUGGAGAACGGAGCCGAUCCGAACUUUUGUGAUCCGACGUACGGGAUAUCCCCUCUCUGGCUUGCGCUCAAGGCUAGAUCCGACCCGGCAGUCCACGAGGAAAAGGUGCGAGCAUUGCUUGAGCACGGUGCAGAUGUCAAAUUGGCGCAAAGAGGUCGGUCGACUCUGUGGGCUGCUGGACGGAACCAUAGCAGCGAUACUAUCAAGCUACUUCUUGAGCGUGGCGUUGACCCAAAUGACUACGGCAGCGGUUUCAAUGAAACGAAAACUUACCACCGCGGUCUGCCACUCUCGCCUUUGGCGAACUGUAUGAAAUCUGGCCGUUUCGAGGAUGCAGAAGUCCUCCUUGAUUUUGGUGCAGAUCCUCAUGCCUUGCAUUGGAAGAAAGAGACUUGUUUAGUUAAGGCUGCCACCUUCGGGUCGUGUUCUCUUGUCCAGAAAUUACUCGAAAAAGGCGUUGAUGUGAACGAGACCUUUCGCGGUAAGACGGCGUUCGACAUUGCCGUCUGGCGCGGCAAUAAGGAUUUGAUGGCGUUGCUGCUUGGCUGGGGAGCAAAGCCAAUUGCAUCAGCGGGACAUUGGCGUCUUGCGCCAAAGGCCGAGAGCCACAGUGAAAUUAACGAGGAUAAGUGA